Messenger RNA from Heteronotia binoei (common prickly gecko), 4061 nucleotides. It is a transcript of the gene PITPNM1, whose product is annotated as phosphatidylinositol transfer protein membrane associated 1. Gene Ontology annotation, cellular component: cytoplasm. The record is from RefSeq and is a predicted model, not a curated record. The coding region runs from base 35 to 3730 and encodes 1231 amino acids. The transcript has 24 exons. Gene Ontology annotation, biological process: phospholipid transport. Gene Ontology annotation, molecular function: phosphatidylinositol binding; phosphatidylcholine intramembrane carrier activity; phosphatidylinositol transfer activity. Lineage: Eukaryota; Metazoa; Chordata; Lepidosauria; Squamata; Gekkonidae.
UCCCCACAACGAGCCACAGGGCCUGACUGUCAAAAUGCUGAUCAAGGAAUAUCACAUUCUGCUGCCCAUGAGCCUGGCAGAGUACCAGGUGGCCCAGCUCUACAUGAUCCAGAAAAAGAGCAGAGAAGAAUCAAGUGGAGAGGGCAGUGGAGUUGAGAUCCUGGCCAACCGGCCCUACAGCGAUGGCCCUGGAGGCAGUGGUCAAUACACACACAAGAUCUACCACGUAGGCUCUCACAUCCCCAGCUGGUUCCGUGCCCUCCUGCCCAAAGCAGCCCUGCAGGUAGAGGAAGAAUCCUGGAAUGCCUAUCCUUACACACGCACCAGAUACACCUGCCCUUUUGUGGAAAAAUUUUCCAUUGAGAUUGAGACCUAUUACCGACAGGAUGUUGGGAAGCAGAAUAAUGUCUUCAACCUAAGUGCUGUAGACCGCAGGCAACGGAUUCUGGAUACAAUCGAUAUUGUGCGGGACCCAAUCUCACCCAGUGAAUACAAGAUGGAAGAGGAUCCACGGCUUUACCACUCAGUCAAAACAGGACGUGGGCCUCUGGGAGAUGGCUGGUUGGAGAGCAUAGGCGAUGGGCCUCUCAUGUGUGCUUACAAGCUUUGUAAGGUGGAAUUUCGCUACUGGGGCAUGCAGUCCAAGAUUGAACAGUUCAUUCAUGAUGUAGGUUUGCGAAAGGUGAUGCUGCGGGCACACCGCCAGGCCUGGUGUUGGCAGGAUGAGUGGAUAGACCUCACCAUGGAUGAUAUCCGGAGGCUAGAGGAAGAGACAGCACGCAUGUUGGCCCAGAAGAUGGCCAAGUGCUUGGAGCCUGCUCCAGACACAGCCUCACCCAGCCCCGAAGGCCAGGCUGAACCAGGCAGUCGAGAGAACCAGGACAGCACGAUGAGCCUGAGAACUCCUGAGACGUCACGAGAUGAAGCAUUUGCCAAGCAGUGGUCAGCAACUUCUCGCUCUUCCUACUCUUCUCAGCAUGCAGCUGGAGUGUCUCCUCACAGCUUAUCAGAGUGGCGGAUGCAAAAUAUUGCACGGGACUCCGAGAACAGCUCUGAGGAAGAAUUCUUUGACGCUCAUGAGGAUCUCUCGGAUAGUGAUGAUGUUUUUGCAAAAGAAAUCACUAAGUGGAACUCCAAUGAUUUUCUUGAUACUCUGGAGCGGCCCAGUGAGCAGGAUGACAUUCUUGCUGACGCAGCUAAGCCAGAUAGUGACGGGAUCGCUCUGCCAGGCCAACCAGAGGCUGGCCCAGAAGACCUGUCUAGCACGUGCCGUAUCCAUGCACUCUUCUUGAUCCUGCACAGUGGCAACAUCCUAGACCAGGGUGUGGGAGAACCAGGCUCUAAGCAGGCUGAUGUGCAGACACUCACCGCCACCUUGGACUCGGUCACCCGCCUGCACUUCCCGGAGGCAUUGGGACACAUCGCAUUGCGCCUGGUGCCCUGUCCGCCUAUCUGUGCUGCUGCCUAUGCCCUUGUCUCCAAACUGAGUCCUUACAGUCAUGACUGUGACAGUCUGUCCAGCAGCCAGGACCAUAUUCCACUGGCUGCUUUGCCACUCCUGGCCACCUCCUCAGGCAGCUACCAGAAUGCGGUUGCAACUGUUAUUGCCCGUACCAACCAGGCCUAUGUUAACUUCAUCCACUCUCCUGAUGGUGCUGGCUUCUGUGGUCAGGUGCUGCUGAUUGGUGACUGUGUUGGGGGAAUCCUGGCCUUUGAUGCGCUUUGUCACAGUCGGGCUGGAGGGACAGGGAGUCAUGGGAGCAGCCGGCGUGGCAGCAUGAAUGCUGACCUGCUUUCUCCUGAGAUUUCUGUGGUGCGAGACCCAAUGCUUGAAAAGGCAGAGGUGCUGUGGGGCCGUGCCAGUCCUGAGCCAUCCGGGCUCCUGUCUUCCCAGAAACGCAGUGAUGACAACGUGGCACCAGAAGGGGAUUCUCUGCAACAGCAGCAGCAGUUUUUGUCUAGCCUGCAGGCCAGCGUGCCUGGUUCAGAGGCAGAAGGAGACCCUCGGCGUAGCAGUAAUUCUUCAUCUUCAUUGAUAGAGACUUUUGAGGGGACAAACACAGUUGGGAAACUGGAAUUCAAAGUGUCUGGCUUCUUCUUGUUUGGCUCACCCCUGGGACUUGUGCUUGCUCUUCGUAAGACAGUGAUGCCAGCCAUGGAUGUGGCCCAGAUGCACCCAGCCUGUGAGCAGGUCUACAACUUGUUUCAUGCAGCUGACCCCUGUGCCUCCCGUCUGGAACCUCUGCUGGCCCAGCAGUUCCAUGCUGUGCCACCUUUUGCCAUUCCCCGUUAUCAGAAAUAUCCACUGGGAGAUGGCUCAUCCACUUCAUUGGCUGAGUCUGUGCAAGCUCACUCUGCUCUCUUUUUGGAUGAUCUGGACCUUGUGACACCGCCUACCCCGACAGGUGCUUUUGGAGGCUUCUGGAAAGGGAAUGAGACAUCUACCACUGAAGUACCUGUAGCUAGCACCAGCGAGGUUGUCAAGAUUCUGGAGCGCUGGUGGGGUGCCAAACGCAUUGAUUACUCCCUCUAUUGCCCAGAGGCAUUGACGGCUUUUCCCACCAUUACCCUACCUCACCUCUUCCAUGCCAGCUACUGGGAAAGUGCUGAUGUAGCUGCCUUCAUCCUGCGCCAGGUGAUUGAGACGGAGCAACCCCAAGUGACAGAGAAUGAGGAGAGUUCCAUCUACAGCCCAGCAUUUCCCCGUGAAAAAUGGCAACGCAAGCGCACACAAGUGAAGAUCCGGAAUGUCACAGCGAACCACCGGGCCAGUGAUGUCAUUGUGUGUGAAGGGCGUCCCCAGGUUCUCAAUGGACGCUUCAUGUACGGGCCAUUGGACGUGGUGGCUCUAACAGGGGAGAAGGUGGAUGUCUAUAUCAUGGCACAGCCACUAUCGGGAAAAUGGGUGCACUAUGGCACAGAAGUGACUAGUGGUAGUGGGAGACUCUCUUAUACUCUUCUCGAGGAGAAGAUGCUGGGCAUUGGCAUGUACCCUGUCCGUAUGGUAGUCAGAGGUGACCACACCUAUGCUGAAUGCUUUCUGACUGUGGUAGCCAAAUCCACACCUUGUGUUGUCUUCAGUAUUGACGGCUCCUUCACAGCCAGUGUCUCCAUUAUGGGCAGUGAUCCUAAGGUGCGCGCUGGUGCUGUUGAUGUUGUGAGGCACUGGCAGGACUCCGGUUUCAUGAUAAUCUAUGUGACUGGACGUCCAGACAUGCAGAAGCAUCGUGUGGUGGCCUGGCUUACCCAGCACAAUUUCCCUCAUGGCAUUGUCUCUUUCUGUGAUGGUCUUACCCAUGAUCCCCUCCGCCAAAAAGCUGCUUUCCUGCAGGGCCUGCAGCAGGAGGCAGAAGUCAACAUUGUGGCUGGUUAUGGAUCCACCAAGGAUAUCUCUGUCUACAGCUCCUUAGGGCUCCCUCCAGCCCAAAUCUACAUUGUGGGCAGAGCUGUGAAAAAACUGCAAAGCCAGUGCCAGUUCCUGUCAGAUGGCUACGUUGCACACCUUGCUCAGCUGGAAGCGGCCUCCCUUGCCCACUCGCCAAAGGGAACAACAAGACCCACCCUGGGCAAAGGCAGUUAUGGCUGCCCUGCUCCUGUUGACUUCCUGCGCAAGCAGAGCCAGCUGUUGCGCUCAAGGGGGCAGAGCCAGGUAGAACGAGAGGGAUCAGGAAGUGCCCAGCCCCGGGCGAAGACACGCAGCGUCAGCCUCAAGCUGGACAGUGAGGAGUAAGCCUAUGUGGGGAAAGCCUUCACAUUGUCUGAGUUACAGCGGCUGGUGCCAAGGGUGGGUCUGUGACAGGAAAGAGUCAAGAAUGCCAGGUGCAGAGGAAGAGGAAGAAAGAAACCACUCUGCCUAGCAGAGGCUGCAAGCUGGUGUAUGGUGCCAUUUGAACAAGGAGAGACUUCUACGUAACCCCAGAGGUUCCUUCCGUCAUAUCAAGCCCAACUUCCUGCUGUUCUGUUUGUGGUCCCCUUUGACCCACAGUUCAGCCAACAUCCCUCAGCUCACUUCUGGGGAGUGGAGCAGGGAACCUUGACAUAAACUGUGUUUGUGAACUGAC